Messenger RNA from Brassica napus (rape), 2370 nucleotides. RefSeq names its product plant-specific TFIIB-related protein 2-like. The coding region runs from base 1270 to 2280 and encodes 336 amino acids. Gene Ontology annotation, cellular component: nucleus; transcription preinitiation complex. Gene Ontology annotation, molecular function: TBP-class protein binding. Gene Ontology annotation, biological process: DNA-templated transcription initiation; transcription preinitiation complex assembly. The record is from RefSeq and is a predicted model, not a curated record. The transcript is spliced from 2 exons. Lineage: Eukaryota; Viridiplantae; Streptophyta; Magnoliopsida; Brassicales; Brassicaceae.
UUUAGUCUCACUUUCUUAUGCUAUAAGCUCAACUCUCCGAAGCGAUUUCUUUGAUCUCCAGUAGUCUAAGUUCCAAGACAUCUAGUGAUCAGAAGUUCCAACGCAGAAGCUUGAGAGUGACUUCCAAAGGUAAGAGGACGAAGCUGUAAUGGUCGAGUGUUAAUUUGUUCUUUUGAAAAGAUUAUUUUUCUUGAGUAAACAUUUUCUCAAAUUGUCUAUGCAGCUUGGAGAGGACUUAGACAUCAUGUUAGAAAUCCAAGAACUUCAAAAUCUUCUCCGUGAUAAACCGUCUCGCCAACUUUCAUAGUCGCCCAAACACCAUUACAAGGUCAGCCCCUCAGAGAUACGUAUUGAAAUACAAAUGCCGAGCCACUAAACUGUCUCCUUCUGUAAUAAUCAGUUUAUUUGGGAAGUAAAUAUAGGUUUGAUGUGUAUAUUCCAUCGAGAUUCUUAGAGGAAUCAGAAAGAUAACCUUAGCACCUAAGUUAUUCAGUGUAUAAAUCUUCGUCACAGGCUCACGAAGUCACAUGAAAUAGAUUGUCUUUUUAAGUUUUUUUUGUCAACGGAUUAUCUUUAAGUUAUCUCUAUGUUUAUGUAGUAAAUAUGUUGAUAUGCCUUGGAUAAAAAUGUGGUAUAACUCGUUGCAACAAAUAGCUGAAUAAUUUUUUCUCUACAUGUUGUAGUUUUGUUAAUUUUUAUUGGACCCACAUCCGCAAAUCUACUAUUUUUAGCGCUUCGAACUGGAAUACUCUGUCUGAUGCCUGUAUAACUAUUAAAUUCAAAAUUUAAAACUUCAUAAAAAAAACUUUUGUAGACGUAGAUAAUUGAUGAACUAUGUUAAAUCUCAAUAUCGUAUAUUUUCGUUUAUUCAUUUAUUCAUCUUUUUUAUUCAUUUAUUUUUGUUGUUCAUUUAUAGUAAAAUAUUUUGCUAUAGUAUAAAAUCAUAUGAGAUAUUUAAUAUAGAUUUGUAUAGAUUCAUAGUAAAUAAACAGAUUUGUUUGCAAAUCAAUACCAAUAAACAAUUAUUAUAUAUGUAUUGUUUGGAAUAGUGGCAAUUAAAAAUAGAGAAAACCAAAAAAAUGUACAAGAAAAAGGAAAAUUAUCUUCUCCUAAUUGUAAACCUGUAAAAGCAAAGAAAUUCACAUUUACUACUUUCUCGUCUCAGUGCUCUAUUAAAAAAAAAAAAACAAAGUCAUCCCCAAAGUUACAUCCAGCAACAACAAAAGAAUCAUAUAAGAAAAAGAAGAAAGAAGCCCUAAAAGUCUGAGAAUGGAGACUUGCUUGGAGUGCAAGAAACCUACUGAAACGGUGAUUGACAAAUGUACCGGCGACACAAUUUGCACAGAGUGUAGCCUCGUCAUCUCCCAUCACUACAUCGACGACAGCCAGGAAUGGAGAACAUUCGCCAACGACGACAACAGUGACCGAGACCCUAACCGCGUCGGUGGUCCGACCAAUACUCUUCUCAAAUCCGGAGGUCUCGGCACCAUCAUCGAUAAAGGCAGAGAAAACACUUCCUCUGUCUCCAAGACCAACUUAUACGAACUGUGCCGGGCACAGAACCUCGUCAGGAACACAGAAGACGAACUGAUCGAGAAAGCGUGCAGAGAAAUCAAAAGGAUAUCAGAAGGUCUAGGUCUAAUAACCGGUGUCAAAUUUAGGGCUUGCGAGAUCGUGUCUAAAUUCGAUGGUGACAACAGCAAGAGGUUACGCAGAGAGAAACACUUGAAUGCUCUCUGCGCGGCGGCUGUUUCAACGGCUUGUCGUGAGCUGAAACUCUCGAGGACGCUGAAAGAGAUCUCUCUGGUGGCUGGUGGUGUGGAUUUGAAGGAUAUAAACAAAGCGAGUAGGUUAAUAAGGCGUCUUGUUGGUUCGGAUCAAGACGAGUUGGCUGCCGCAUCUGCUGCUCCUCAGGUGAUUAUCAACACUGGAGAACUUGUUAGCCGGUUCUGUUCCAAACUUGACAUAAGUGUAAGAGAGACAAACGCUAUUCGAGAAGCCGUUGAAAAAGCUGAGAAUUUCGAUAUCCGGAGAAACCCUAAGUCGGUUCUUGCUGCUGUUAUAUUCAUGAUUUGUCAGCUAUCUCAGACCAGAAAGAGACCUAUUCGAGAAAUUGCGGUGGCUGCUGAAGUAGCGGAGAGUACCAUCAAGAACGCCGCUAAUGAUAUGUACCCUUACGCCUCGAAGAUUAUACCAUCUUGGUAUGCUUCUGAAGAAGACAUCAACAAGAGGUUAGGAGGUACCAUAGGUUCUUGGGAUGCUGCAAAACUAACCGCUUAGGCAAAACCUCUACUUGCGGAAGAAGUCUCUGGGAUUUAUGUCGAAGAAGAAUGUUUAACUAUGUUCUAAAAUGUACUAUCUAACUGAAAG